Messenger RNA from Diceros bicornis minor, 4102 nucleotides. It is a transcript of the gene SLC35E1, whose product is annotated as solute carrier family 35 member E1. Gene Ontology annotation, cellular component: Golgi apparatus. The coding region runs from base 1 to 1242 and encodes 413 amino acids. Gene Ontology annotation, molecular function: antiporter activity. NCBI's taxonomy places the organism in Eukaryota, Metazoa, Chordata, Mammalia, Perissodactyla, Rhinocerotidae. The record is from RefSeq and is a predicted model, not a curated record. The transcript is spliced from 6 exons.
AUGGCGGCGGCGGCGGCGGCGGUGGGCGCGGCCGCGGGGGGCUCGGGAGCGGCAGGCGGCGGCGGCGGCGGCGGCGGGGCGCGCGAGGGCGCGCGGGUGGCGGUGCUGUGUCUGCUGUGGUACGCGCUGAGCGCGGGCGGCAACGUGGUCAAUAAGGUGAUUCUGAGCGCCUUCCCGUUCCCCGUGACCGUGUCGCUGUGCCACAUCCUGGCGCUGUGCGCGGGGCUCCCCCCGCUGCUGCGCGCCUGGCGCGUGCCCCCCGCGCCGCCCGUCUCGGGCCCCGGGCCCGGCCCGCAUUCCUCGCCCGGCCCGCUGCUGCCGCCGCGCUUCUACCCGCGCUAUGUGCUGCCGCUCGCCUUCGGCAAGUACUUCGCGUCCGUGUCUGCACACGUCAGCAUCUGGAAGGUGCCAGUGUCCUACGCGCACACCGUCAAGGCCACCAUGCCCAUCUGGGUGGUCCUCCUGUCCCGGAUCAUCAUGAAGGAGAAGCAGAGCACCAAGGUGUACUUGUCACUCAUCCCUAUCAUCAGCGGCGUCCUGCUGGCCACCGUCACCGAGUUGUCGUUUGACAUGUGGGGGCUCAUCAGCGCCCUUGCUGCCACACUGUGCUUCUCGCUUCAGAAUAUUUUCUCCAAAAAGGUGCUGAGAGAUUCUCGGAUCCACCAUCUCCGGCUGUUGAACAUCUUGGGCUGCCACGCUGUCUUCUUUAUGGUCCCCACGUGGGUCCUGGUGGACCUCUCGACUUUCCUGAUCAGUAGCAACCUGACCUCUGUGUCCCAGUGGCCCUGGACGCUCUUGCUGCUGGCUGUCAGUGGCUUCUGUAACUUUGCCCAGAACGUCAUCGCCUUCAGCAUACUCAACCUCAUCAGCCCUCUGAGCUACUCGGUCGCCAAUGCCACCAAGAGAAUCAUGGUCAUCACGGUGUCCCUGAUCAUGCUGCGAAACCCAGUCACCAGCACCAACGUCCUGGGCAUGAUGACAGCCAUCCUGGGGGUCUUUCUGUACAACAAGACCAAGUAUGAUGCCAAUCAGCAGGCCCGGAAGCACCUCCUCCCUGUCACGACGGGGGACCUGGGCAGUAAGGAGCAUCACUGGAGCCCCCUGGAGAAACCCCACAAUGGCAUCCUCUUCCCCCAGCAAGAGGACUAUCAGUACAGCCAAAAUAACAUCCUAACAGAUCACUUCCAGUACAGCCGGCAGAGCUACCCAAACUCAUACAGUUUGAACCGUUACGAUGUAUAGAGUCUAGAGGGCAGGACAGACUGUUCUGCGACUUCUUCCCCAACCCCCAGCAGCUCCAGAAACUUCUGACAACCAGUGAAUGUAUAAUCCAGCCGAGGGGCCGGUGCAUAACCAUCCGAAGACCCUGGGGGGCAGCAGGAUGCCAUCCCUGCAGUGAGGAUCAGCACCCCCCUUGAGCUUGGUGUUUCACGCCCUUUCUUCCUGGAGUCUAACAUCUGAGGGCUGUGUCUCUGGAGAUCUUGGCUGGGUUUUACCUUUCUGUGUGGACUUACUCCCCAGUCGUGUUUUUCAGAGUUCUUGUCUGCUUUCUAGCUAACUUUCAGGACCAUCUCUGGAAAGGUGGGAUCGCUGUGGAUACAGACCUCGGUGCAGGCAAGAGGUGGUUUCCUAGGGCCAAGGAGAGGACCGUAGGGUGGUGCCUGAGAGUGACAAACUAGCCGCUGUAACUCCACUGCUCAGAUACGCAUGGAGCAGAGGAGGAGCGUGAGAGCUACGUAGAACAUCUCCAGCAACCGAGAUGGACCCUGUUUCCCACUCAGCUCCAUGGCUGUUCACAAUUACUGGCCAACGUUCCAAAGUGAAAGGCUAUUGCAAUUAGCAUUGACUCCUUGGAGCCUCUUUCUUCGACCUGCGAGUCAGAGGGGGUGUGUGUGCCCAGAUCCAGGGGAAGGGCAGGUGCUCUCCUCUGUCCCUUUCUACCCUUGGGCCGUGAGGAGGGUCACUGGGAGGCCAUGUCAGUGUUUCAAGCUCUAGCUUUGCAAGACUCGUUCGUCUUUUCUGAUGAGUCUUCACCACUUCUGUGCUGACUUGGGAUGUCUGGUGGGGAGAUGUUGAUUUUAUGAGGAUCUUGCAUUUUUCUAGGGAAUAUUUUCUACCUGUGUGUGUGUGUUUAUGCCUUGGUCCCCAGUAGGGGACACAUGAGGAGUGGCUUAUGGAUUGGAAAGUCUUGUUUUUAAAUGUUUAAAAACAAGAAAAGUUCCUACUGGUGCUGCCUGCCUGACACGUUUCGGCGUUUAGUAGGAGGCCGUGAAGAGUUCUGAAGCCCCUCUCUAAUGACCCCCAUGGCUGAAGGUGGGAUGAAUCAAGAAUCUCAACAGUCUGUAACAGAUGAGGCUGCAGCACUCUGAUUCCAUGAUCUGUUCUUGUGGUGUUUAUGUUAGGAUCUGAAUCAUGUCCAGUGAAGGAGAGAGGGGGUGAGCACCAAGCUAUGAUUUGGUGUGCCAAAUUGGAUGCCUUGAUCAAGAAAAGUUCGGGUUUUGGCAGAGUCACGUCAUCAGGAAGAUUAUGUCACCUCACUAGGUAACGCCUGUGCAUCCAGGUCCAGGGCGGGGUCUCCGUCUUUCCUGCAUCAUGACAGGACUAUGCCCUCACGGAGGGGACCACUGGCUCAGCUGGUGGGGUCUUCUGUGAUGGCUGUCCUCUUCCUUCAGCACCGUCCCCAGCCUCUUGAACAGGCACUUGGAGUGAGCAGAUGGGACGGCGAGUCACCCUUUACCUCCUGGGGAGUGAGACAUUUCCCUGUUGAGGGAGGAAGCACCGUAGCUUCUGCUUGACUCCUGGUUUCAUAAUUGGAAUUCUGUAUUUAAGAGGCUACAUUUUGUCAGCUUAUGAAUGAGCUGCUCCUGGAGAGGUCGCAGGGUCACCUCCUGGCCUAUGAGUUUACACACCACCAGCCUCAGGAGUCCCUGUUUGUCUAUUGCUUGCUUUAUAAUUACUUUGGCCCCAGGUUUUGAGACAAUUGCUGUGUAAAACCAGAAGAGGCAAUCCUGAAGGGUGUUAUUUGUGACAAGAACUUGCUGAGUGCCUUCACCAGAGGCAGGAGUCUGCAGCUGAGUUUUUCUCACGGGUGAGUAACAACAAAUGAGGAUAAUUUUGCACAGCAAAGAUAUUACAGUGGUUGUCUUUAUGAUAAUAGUAACUGAUUCCUUGAAUAGAUAAUUGAACUCCAAAAUGAAUUAUGCCUCUAUUCAGGUUUAAUGAAAUUUAUGUUGUUGCUGAAAUUUGUAUAUUAGUUCAUUUUCCUUUUCCAAUGCAAGAUCUGCUGGUGAGGGGAAAUGACUGGUUUUAUUACAGUUUAUAAAUUAAUAAAUGGGAUAUUUAAUUCUGUACAUAAAUUUACAGCAGGUACAUACACUGGAAUGAAUGAGACAAUCAUAUUAGACCAAAUCAUCAGAUCAGAAGACAAAGACACACUUUUGAGUCUUGAAGGUUCAGAGCUGACAUUGACAUCCUGGAGGCCAGUUUUCCAGCCACUUCCUGCCCUGGCCCCCAGCCUGCACCCUACACCCCUCAUUCAUAUCUGUAGCUCUGUUACCCUCAGUCCCCUCACUGCUUGGGUUUGUGGGAGCCAAUUUCACAUACCCAACCAUGGUAGGGUCUGGCCUGCGACACUAACUCCAACCCCACUCCUUCAUUUUAUAGAAGGGGAACCCGAGGCUCAGAGGGCAUUUCUGAAUAGUGUUUGUUCACUAUUUGGAGACUCGCUGUGGAAUUUUUAAGCACCUUAUUUUAAGUCAUUCAUUCUAGGGAAAAUCAAAAACCCCUAUUACAAAGGAGAGAAACCAGAUAUGUUCAAGUGGAAAAGCACUUGGAAUUUCUGAAUUUUGCUGCGUAUCUGGCACACAUCAUGCCACAAGCCCUUUAUCGUCACUGGGAUGUAGCCAGACCCUGAUACCUUAAGUUCUACCGGCCUUAAGGGCAUAGAAUGUUAAAUUAUUAAAGGAUCUGAAAGUUGUGAAUUCUUUUUUUCAACUGUCACCUCUUUUCAAGAUUUAAAUGCUAAAGACUGUUCUGUGGGAAUGAUACCAUGUGUAUAUUCAUUGACGGCAUUUACCAAAAAUAAAUGAUGGUCUCCAGGGAA